Molecule: messenger RNA, 4124 nt
Organism: Camellia sinensis
Lineage: Eukaryota; Viridiplantae; Streptophyta; Magnoliopsida; Ericales; Theaceae
Source: RefSeq, a predicted model, not a curated record
UCCCUGUAGAAGCCUAGCUUCACUGGACUCUGGCUCAAUGCCUAUCUAGGACUCUCAAAUAGAUAAAGAUAAAUUUCCUAAGAGUUUUAUCCUUAUUCAGGCUGAAGUCCUCCCUUAUUUUAGGACUGUUGUAACUUAUCCGCUUAUCUCGGAUUCCCGUACCUUCGCAGAUAACCUCGGCCUAGCCGAGAUCAUCUCGGCGUCAAAUCAAGAAAACGUGACACCUCGGCUGGCACUUCGGUGCCACCUUAGCCACGUGUUGCUAUCUAGAAAAUAUGUCCCCACAACUCCCCCUAGGUUCUAUUACCUCGGCAUCCUGAGAUGAUGGAACCUAUAUUAUUCGAACCCACAGCACGUCGGCUAAGCUUGCUCUAUCUUUUAUUUACCGAGGUUGUCACACAUCGGCUUCCAUAUGAUAAACGCUUCAGUGUGUUUGCAUCAAUGCUUUUGAACUAAUAACUAAGUUUGUUCAAGUUUAUUUAGUCGAGAACGUCCUUCAGCCGAGGUCUUUGCUUCAUUAAAUCAAGAACUCUAAGAGUUUUAUCAUGUGUAUGAGCUGUCACGCACAGUAUUUCAACCGUUUUUGCCACGUGUCUUUUCCCCGUUGAACCGUACCUGACACGUGCUGUUAAGUCGUGUCACAUUUGUGUGCGCCGUCUGACAAGCACAUCGUCUUAGGCAUAUUAAUUACAUUUUGUCGCCUUUUUGUGUUUUGACAAAAAUACUCCUCUCUCUCUUCGUUGUUUCACUUGUGUAAACAUAACUUCUCUCUCCACUCUUGAGCCUCUCUUUCUGAAAAUCUCUCAAACUGCCAUUUCCGUUCCUUUGAAGCUCUCUGCAAUCACUCCGUUUCUCUUCUGGCGAAGCUCUCUCCGCUCUGCUCUACCCAUUUCCACCGUCAGACUCCGACGUAUCUCAUAUCGGCGUUCUUUUCUGUGGUAAGUCACUGUUUUUCCCCCAUUUUUAGUUUAGAACUUCAUUGUCUAUUGCCAUGGUAAAUGUCUUUGUGUUCUUUAAUCGUUAUCUGUGCCUCAAUCUUCAUUAUGAGCGUGUUUUGAGCAAGUCUUGUCUUGCAAUUUUUUGUGCUUUGUCCAAUUAGUUCUUGAUUCUUGACCACUCUACCAUUGUUCUUGGCCUUGCACACCUACACAAAUUUAUUCAGUGUUCUUUGAUUUCUUGCCUGUCUUUUCGAGUCAGAAUCAUGUUUUUGUUUCUAUUUUCUUGCUGUUUUUUUUCCAGAUUCUUGCCUUCAAUUUUUGUUUCUAUAGACUUAGGAUUUGGGAUUUGUUGUAAAACCUUAAUCUUUAGGAAAAUUGAACCUAAAACCCUUUAGAUCUUUCAGAAAAAUUUUGCCCCAGCACACAUGCAGUUUUUAGUCAUGGUUCCUCAAACCUUCACAAAACACUUCCUUCUGAAAUUCAACACUUUCCCCUCAAGCAGACAUCAUGGGUAUGUGGAGGUAUAAGGUGGACACCCCAACCAAGUUAGAAUAUUUCAGGCAGGAGUUUUCCAUCCCGGUUGACGUUCAUCUCAGGUUGGCUGGGGAGGAAGACUCCAUUAUGCCCAAGGACGACUUUAUGCCCUUCCCAGUAGUAGCCUUCGCUAAGUGUGGUCUUAGGCUUCCCCUUGACAUCUUUUUUCGCGAGGUCCUUCACUAUUAUAAACUGAACCCAAUGCAGCUAGCCAUUAACUCUUACCGAGUUAUCAAUGGUAUAAUUGCCUUAGCUAAAAAAAGAAUGCUAAGGUUACCCUUGCCGACAUCCAAUAUUGUUACACCAUGUGCGACCUGAAGUCGGAAAAAGGUUAUGUCUAUUACCUUAAGCUGAGGUUUAUGGAAUACAAACUUGUUGCCGACCUCCCUGACUCCAACAAGAGUGCUGGGGACGAUUACUUCAUUGUCUCGGGCAACUGGGAGUUUCAACCAAAUGAUGACCUUCACCUCUAUCCCUUAAGCUGAACAGUUUUCAGAGAGGGAGAUGGUAAAAGCCAAGUGCCACCUUUAUUUGCUUUCUAGUUUUUUCUUACUUUGAUAUCUCUGUAUGCUCUAACCUCUGUUUGCUUUUACUUUGCAGUUCUUCCUUAGCCCCCAAAGGACUUUCGCAAAAACUUCUACCCCAGUAAGGAUUUCAAGAAGCUGCUGGACCUGCCUGUUAAUCAGCGCAAGGGUCUUUUACUUCUGAAUUUCAUCUCGACCUACAGAUCGACUUUGUCCGAAGUUCCCAAAAAGAGCAAGUCACCUCCCUGUGCUACAACUCCUGUAACAACCUCUUCACUUUGGCCAGAUCAGUGAUCCAUCUUUGAUCCAGUAGAACAACCAUCUACCUCAGCUCCAUAACUGAUUCCACCGUCUCAACGCCAGCGCCGACGUCGACCUCCACUGCAAGCACCAACAGGCAGGACUCGAAGUCGAAGACGCCGAUGUGCUGAGGCGUCAUCUUUCGAUCCAACAAAUCCACCAACAGCUUUACCAGCAAUUCAUUUUGGUACAAGGGUCACAAUCGCCGCCACUGUUGACGAGAUGAGCCGAAAACUUGUAGUCGUCGAAGACUUGCUCGCCAACCUUCCCGGCAUUGUCAAUGUCCAAUCUUCUUCCUUUCCUCAGCCAACCCCUAAGCCAAAACGCAUGAAGAAGGCCAAGGCGAAGGCUACAGUGACUUAGAUUGAUUCUGAGGACACUGUUCCUAUUUUCAAAUUAGCCGAGGUUGAGAAGACCGCCUCAUCUGUUGAAAAGAGCUCGGUCGAGGACCCAUAAUUCGAGGUCCCUCAUGCUAAGAAGCAGAGGUCAAAUCCUCAAGAGGGCAGUAGCUAUCCCCGAGGUAUGGUUUGGGCGCCCGAGAUUAUGCUCGACGACAGACCUUUUACCGCCGGUGAUAGUGCUGUUAAUCUUGAGGUCGGUGUCGCCCUGUGCACGGCAGUUCUUCUGCUCGAGGACAUGAACAGAAUGGCCGAGCUUCAUGAAUAUGAAGACCUACCUUUCAUGAUGCAGCAUUCAGUUCUGGUCAUUCAGCACCCUCACUCCUACGCAACAAAGACCGAGAUGAUGAGGAAGGACUUGGCGAAGAAAACAAUAGAAACAACCAAGCUCCUCACCUUCCUAAAUAAAGCCGAGGCCAGCAACCGUGCCCUCAUGGACAAGGCCAAAGACGCCAAGAUUGCUCAAAGUCUGGCUGAGGAAAAGGCCAAGGCUACAGACAACGAAGCCGAGGCAGCAAAGGCCGAGCUCGCAGCUAUUAAGGCCAAAGUGGCCGAUCUGGAGGCCAAGCUGCAGGAGGCCAUUGCAAACAAAGAGGCCGAGGUUAAGGCGGCUGAUGAAAAGGCCUUCGAAGAGGGGCAAGCAGCCGUUCGUGAGCAAUACAGGGAGCAAGUCAACCUGGGUUCCAACCGAGGUUACUACUUCGGCUGGAUGGCGGCCCUUAACAAGAUGGAUGUUGCUAUGGAUUUUGACCUUCGCGACAUCAGCAAGCUCCAAGUGCCCUUCCCCCCAGAGAAUAAAGAGGCCGAUGUUGAUGAUGAAGAUGAUGAUGAAAAAGCCGAGGCCGAUGAAGAGGAUGUGGAGGCUGCCACUGAUAACAAGUCUCGUAUCCUCAAUGAGCAAAUUGACUUAACUCAGGAUGAGGAGGAUGACUUGGCAUCCAAGGGCGUCUCCCCUACUCCAACAACUUCUGAAGCCAAAGUUUGUUGUGCCGAAAAGAGCCUUGAUGAAACCUUACAAGAGAUUGACGCUGAGCUUGAAGCAGAGAGAACUGCAACGCUCCCCUCUGAUCAAGCCAAGUCAAGUACUUAGAAUUUUUUCCUUUUUCUUGUACUUUCUUGAACAAUUUUUUUUUUUAAAUUCAUCGAUGUGCCCUUUUCUGUAUUCUGAACAAGUAACCUUCUGUAAGCCAAAGUUCUUUAUUUCCUUUUAAAUGCAAGUCUUCCUUUUUUGACUAAGUGUUUGAAUGCUUAUCCUUCCUUUACUGCCUUGUAUGACUCUAUACUUAGAAUAUUUUGCAUGUCUUCAAGGCAUACCUUAACUGUGUAAUCUCUACGGGGGAAAAAUACCUCGGAUAUUCUUACUCAUUAUUUAUCUCAGGCCUUAUCUUGUCACUUGGAAAACAUUGUAAGAAAGUUUUCACAAGUGUUUA